Sphenostylis stenocarpa is the source of this 3672-nucleotide messenger RNA. The record is from the annotation of a GenBank genome assembly. Lineage: Eukaryota; Viridiplantae; Streptophyta; Magnoliopsida; Fabales; Fabaceae.
AUGAGCACCGAUUCCGAAGCUGUUAAGGGCACAGGUUUCCCUCUUCCUCGCUGCCCCUCUUCAAAUUCAAAUCCACUUCCCUCUUCACUCGAUCUCUGGUCACAAAUCGUCGCCGCUGAAUCCCCCCACCCCCAGCGAAUCGACGUCGUUUACCGGAGAAGACAACCUCGCAACCCCCACAAUCAUCCCAACUCAAAUCCUCCCGAUGCUGCCCUACCGCGUCCGACUCGCCCGAGUUUGGAUCCCAACAAGCGAGUCAGUUGGAAUCGUUCGCUUUCCAUCAGAGGGAGGACUAGUAUUGCCGUUGGUGCUUGUAUGGUUUACCAGCCUCAGUUAAAGAAGGACAAAAGGAAAGGAAAACCCGCACUUCCCAAAGGGAAGCUUGUGCAACCUCCAAACGUUGAGAAGGAGAAGUUAUACUUCGAAGAGGUUGAUGCUUUUGAGUUGUUGGAGGAAAGCCCCUCACCCAAGAAAAACACAUGGAUCAUAGGUGAUAUGGUACAAGAGGGACCGAUGCCAACUAUAUGCUCCAGAUUAGAAAAGUGGUUACACUCUAGAAGGUUAAACCACACCUACGGUCCCUCUAGCACACUGUCCAAGAUACUAGAUACUUCAUCCACUCGUUUAGAAGCUAUUCAAGAUAUUGAUUUCAGUACUCCUGAAAUGAGAACAUUGGAACGAACUGAGAAAAGCAAUUCACUACUGCAAGCCAUUAAAACUGGAGAUAGGAAACCAUCUAUUGAAAAUGAUAUUCAUCUGCAAACAAAUGAAGAGAUGCUGUUGGCUCAAUGUAGUGAAGGACGUGAAGAUAUUAAUGCAGCUGUUAAGAAACUUUCUCUGGCAUCAACGUCUUCGAUUGACGAUGAUCACAUUAGUCCAUUUUCCGCUUUAUUAUCAAUCUGUGGACAGUCCGCGCCUUCACUGUUACAAAAUAUCUUCUCUAGUAACUUGUUUUUGCUUGCCAUGGGUGAUCUAAGUGGCUCAAAAACUAUUGUGAAAGUUGGUGAAGGAACAUUUGGAGAAGCCUUCAAGGUUAAUAAUUAUGUCUGCAAAAUAGUUCCGUUUGACGGGGACUUCAGAGUGAAUGGGGAAAUACAGAAGAGAUCUGAAGAAUUGCUGGAGGAGGUACUUCUUUGCAAAACUCUCAAUUUAUUGAGAGGAAAAGAAGGAGCUUCUGAUAAUUUAUGCCGCGCAUUUAUAGAUUGCAUAGAUGUCUCAUCUAGUUAUGGUCCUGUCGUCUGUGAUAGAUUUAGAGUAUGUCAGGGCCCUUAUGAUGCGGCACUAAUUCGAGCAUGGGAAGAUUGGGAUCUUAAGCAUGGUUCAGAGAAUGAUCAUCCAAAAGAGUUCCCAGAUAAACAGUGUUACGUGGUGUUCGUACAAGAACAUGGUGGCAAGGAUCUCGAAGGAUUUGCACUCCUGAAUUUUGACGAGGCAAGGGCGUUACUGGCUCAGGUUACGGCUGGGCUUGCUGUGGCUGAGUCUGCGUUUGAAUUUGAACACCGAGAUCUUCACUGGGGAAAUAUACUUGUGGGCCGAAGUGAUUCUGAAACGUUGCAGUUCACUCUCGAUGGCAGGAAGAUGUUAGUCAAAACGUAUGGUUUAAUAAUAUCUAUUAUUGACUUCACUUUAUCAAGAAUAAACACAGGUGAUAGAAUACUGUAUUUAGAUCUUUCAUCUGAUCCUGACCUAUUUAAAGGACCGAAAGGAGACAAACAGUCAGAAACAUAUCGGAGGAUGAAGGAGGUGACUGAAGAUUGGUGGGAAGGAAGUUGUCCAAAAACAAACGUUUUAUGGUUGAUCUAUUUGGUAGACAUACUCCUCACGAAGAAAUCAUUUGAACGCACCUCGAAGCACGAGAGAGAUCUACGCUCCUUCAAGAAACGUCUUGAUCAGUAUGAUUCGUCAAAGGAAGCAAUUCUUGAUCCCUUCUUCACCGAUUUGUUCAUUGAGUCUGACGCAAAGAUACUCCAAACCAACGUCCAUGCACAUGCUCUGAUCUCAAAUCCCGGAAAGGUGGACAAGUGGAAGCUGGUGAUAUUGCGAAAGAUAAAGAAGCAGGAACUUACUGAAAAAGCAUGUUUCUGGUCACAGCCAAACACUUCCCAACUCAUCAUCCUUCGUACUGCAUCUACACCCUCUGUUGCUCCCGCAUUCCUCCACAAAACCAAGAUCUCCAAAUCUGAGAUUCGGCUUUCUGUUACUGAUUACAUGCUUUUGAAGACACUCAUCGACACCAACCUGUCAGUUGAUUUCUUCUUAAACGAAAGCCUGGUUGAAAAUUUUGUUUCUUCAAAAUCGUCUCCAGUGUCUUCGCUGAAAGUUCAUCUUUUGGACAUUCUUCCACAAGUGGACAUCAGAAGCAUCAUUGUUAGAUGUGGCAGUCAGUGUUUAGGCCGAGAUGAGACGCCUUCACUCAUUCGUGUUUUGAAAUCAAUUCAUUCGUUUAUCAGCAAUCUUCAACUAGGGAGGGAAGUAAAAGUCUCAGUGGCAUUUCCACUUUCAUUCUUAGAGUAUUUGAAUGCUUCAUAUGAAAACGAUCUUCUUAGGAUUGUUGUGUUUCUAAAGAAAAUAGAUUCCUUUAUCAUGAUAGAAGACACCAUUGAUGGGGAAUCAGGCAUUGUUCAGUCUGUUAUUGAAAGAGCCACAUUUGCUGCUUCUAUUCUUCCUUGCAAAGAUGUUCCUGUGGUUCUCACAAUCAAGAGCCGUGAUAUUCCCUGUUCAAUGGAAUUAGCUCAAUUUAGUGAAUCAGUAUCUAAAUAUCUUGAAGCAGGAUCUCAUGUUACAAAAAGAAUAGUUGCAUUGUAUGCAGAAGUACAGACAACCAAAGGUUUUGUACUGGGAGAUCUCAAAAGAGAGGAGGGAGAUGACAUACUUCCUUUGUUCCUAAGAGAAAAGCUAGGCCAAGUGCACAUCAGAAGAGUUCUCCAAGACACAACCAACUUACCAAACACAGUUUCCCCCACAAAUCCAACCCCACCUACACCAGUCAUCUCACCUCCUGAUACACCAACCAUCAUCACAGUUCCUUCCACCAAUCCUGUCACAGUUUCCCCCACUAAUCCAGGGGCAACACCUGUGACAGUUCCUUCGACUACACCACCUGUUCCCUUAGCCCCUACAAAUCCAGCCAAUCCAGGGGCUCAACCCGUUACCAACCCUGUGACCUCUUAUCCAUCCCCAUCAGGAAAUGGUCCUAUCACAAAUACCCUUUCUCCUCCUCCAAACACAAAUGGUCAAGCCACAGGGGGGCAGAGUUGGUGUGUGGCAAAGACUGGAGUUUCAGAAGCUACUCUUCAAUCAGCUCUGGACUAUGCAUGUGGAAUGCAAAGUGUGGAUUGUUCACAAAUCCAGCAAGGUGGGAGUUGUUACAAUCCAAAUUCUCUACAAAACCAUGCUUCUUUUGCCUUCAACAGCUACUACCAGAAGAAUCCUGCGUCAACAAGCUGUGACUUUGGAGGCGCUGCAACUAUAGUUAACACCAAUCCAAGCUCGGGUUCUUGCAUUUACCCAUCAUCUUCAGGGGGAGGCACAUCCGGCUCUAAUGGCUCACCUUCAGUUUUAGGGUCUCAAAGCCCUCCUGAUUUAAAUACCUCCAAUUCAGCUCUGAGACCUUUUCUUGAUUGUAUGGUUCUGGUGGUGAUAUCGUUAGUCAGCGUAAGACUCACUAUAUAA